Messenger RNA from Cataglyphis hispanica, 1889 nucleotides. RefSeq names its product trans-Golgi network integral membrane protein 1-like. NCBI's taxonomy places the organism in Eukaryota, Metazoa, Arthropoda, Insecta, Hymenoptera, Formicidae. The record is from RefSeq and is a predicted model, not a curated record. Bases 269 to 1804 code for a protein of 511 amino acids. The transcript is spliced from 4 exons.
CUUUCUCAAGUUAGUUUCUCUCUGGUUAUACGUAUUGUAGGAAAAUUAAAGAGGUUAUGAUAGACAAAAAUAUAUUAAAUGGAAUACAGCGUUCCUAGAAUAUAAUACAGAUUGUGCGAGAGUGGGAGUGUUUGAGACUUUUUUAGAAAAUGAUCGAUGUUGAUAGAAAUUAACGGAACGUAAAAUUAUGUUCAGUAAUUGAUAGAGUGACAGUUUACGGUUUACUAGUCUGUACAACAGAGGCUGGGACGUCAUCUCUAGAGAAAUAAUGGAAAACCGUUACGCUUUAUUUCGUAUAGCAUUAGUGCUAAAUAUUCUUAUCUUAGUUGUUUCCUUCACGGGUGUGAUAAGCGCUCCAAUGCAACCAAUGAGUAUCAUAGAAGUUAUGAAGAGUGACCAAAAUCUAUGCGAGACAUCUAAAUUUUUAUAUGACUCAGAAUAUACAAAACUUUGUGCAUCAUUGUCAUAUCCUAAUGCUUCUUUGAAUGUCACUGAAGAGAAUUUAAAUAUUUUCUUGUGCUUAGGAGUUUAUGAUACUGCAUACAAGAUUUGUCAAUAUUCUAAUCAGUCGCCCCCUCUAAUUCCAAAGAUUAAUAAUACAGUAUUAACUUCAUAUGUAAAGAAUGUAACUACAUAUGUAAAAGAAUUUGUUCCUGAAGCAAAACUAAAGCAGCAAGAGAAAUUUUGUGACAGUUUACAAGGAUUUACAUCAUCAUACAAUAAUACAGAUUCACUUUUGAAACCAUUGAUUGAAAAACUUAAUAAAUCGUACAAAUGUCAGCAAAUAUGUUUUGACUUCGAAGAUAAAUUCAGACCAUUAUGCGCAGUAUUUGCUUGGAUCAAGAGGUUUGAUGACAUUAAAAAGGCAGAAAGAACAAAAACAAAAGAUGUGAUAACUGAUCCAGUUACAAUUCUAUCAAAAGAGGCAGCAAGUAGUAAUAGAAUAGUAGGUACAACUAAGAAGACAUACACAGAAGAAAAUAAUGAAAAGAACAUAAAUAAAUUUAAAGCAAAUCCUGAAAAUGAUCACAACAAGGUUGAAAUUACUUAUGAGUCUGAAAUAGUAACAACUGUAAAACCUGAUGUGGAGAAAAUGAAAUCUGAUGCUGAAAAGUCAAGCGAAACUCAAAAGAAAUCAAAUAAUACAUUUAGAGUCACACAGCCUUAUAAAUCUCCAACAUUUAAAGAAAAUGAAAAGAAUACUCUUGACAUGAAAUCUGACAAUGAUAAAAUUGCAAAACCUAUAAACACUCUUGCAACUGAUGAUUUACAAGUUCCAUCAAUAAACAAUUCUGCAGAUGAUGUGCCAAAAAAAGAUGUUGUAAAUAAAGAAAAGGGAGAAGAAAUUAACAAGGAGCAAAAUACUGAUGAUCUAAAAACUAGUACACUAUCUGAAAAUACACAAGACCAUUAUGAUGUCGGAAAUCCAGAAGAAGAUAUUGAACCUAAUGUAGCAGACAGCAAUAAUGAUGAAGAUGAUCCAAUUCAACAAUCAACAAGGAAUCAAAAUGGAAAUGUACAGGAAGUCUUUGAACCGAAGAAUAUGCGGUAUCCUAAUAUAAGAACAGAGGAUGAUUCUCAUUUCUUUACUUAUUUUACUGUGAUUAUAGUGGCAUGUAUUGCUGGAUAUAUAGGUUAUCAUAACAAGCAGAAAAUAUUUGCUAUUGUAUUAGAGGGUCGAAGAUCCAGAAGUAAUCGUGGUAGACGGCGACCAAGUACGGCUAACUACCGAAAAUUAGAUUGUACGCUUGAAGAAGCCGUUACAUCGCAAUGUAACGCUAAUGUUACUCAUGUCAUAUAUUAACGCGAGUCAAAUGUCACGAAUUUUAUAAUAUCUAUGUAUUAUAGUAUUGCAAGUGUAUAAUAUAUAUUUUGUAUUUAAGUGCAUA